Phacochoerus africanus (Common warthog) is the source of this 2593-nucleotide messenger RNA. RefSeq names its product lysophosphatidic acid receptor 3 (gene LPAR3). The transcript has 3 exons. Lineage: Eukaryota; Metazoa; Chordata; Mammalia; Artiodactyla; Suidae. The record is from RefSeq and is a predicted model, not a curated record. Gene Ontology annotation, molecular function: lysophosphatidic acid receptor activity. Bases 151 to 1215 code for a protein of 354 amino acids. Gene Ontology annotation, biological process: G protein-coupled receptor signaling pathway. Gene Ontology annotation, cellular component: membrane.
CCGCCCGCCGUGUCCUCCACCGCUCCUCGCACACGGCCCCUGGUCGCCCCGUCACUCUGGUUCCAGGGGGCAUGCGGCAGCCGCAGGGGUCCCGGCUCCCCGGCUCGGCGGCGCGGGCCAGUGUGAGCGGAUGUUCAGUUCUUCUCCACAAUGAAUGAAUGUUACUAUGAUAAGCAGAUCGACUUUUUUUAUAACAGGAGCAACAAUGACAUUGUUGAUGAGUGGACAGGAACGAAGCUUGUCAUCGUUUUGGGUGUCGGAACAUUUUUCUGCCUGUUUAUCUUUUUUUCUAAUUCCCUGGUCAUCGCAGCAGUGAUCAAAAACAGAAAGUUUCAUUUCCCCUUCUACUACCUGUUGGCUAACCUAGCUGCUGCAGAUUUCUUUGCUGGAAUUGCCUAUGUAUACCUGAUGUUUAACACUGGCCCGGCUACAAAAACUCUGACCAUCAACCGCUGGUUUCUCCGCCAGGGGCUUUUGGAUACUAGCCUAACGGCUUCCCUGACCAACUUGCUGGUUAUUGCUGUGGAGAGGCACAUGUCAGUCACGAGUAUGCGGAUCCACAGCAACCUGACCAAAAAGAGGGUGACGCUGCUCAUUUUGUUCGUCUGGGUGAUCGCCAUCUUUAUGGGAGCUGUCCCCACACUGGGCUGGAAUUGCCUCUGUGACAUCUCUUCCUGCUCUUCCCUGGCCCCCGUUUACAGCAGGAGUUACCUCAUUUUCUGGACUGUGUCCAACCUCGUGACCUUCUUUAUCAUGGUUGUGGUGUACCUGCGGAUCUACAUGUACGUAAAGAGGAAAACCAGUGUCUUGUCUCCACAUAUGAGUGGGUCCAUCAGCCGCCGGAGGACACCCAUGAAGCUAAUGAAGACGGUGAUGGCUGUCUUAGGGGCCUUCAUUGUGUGCUGGACCCCGGGCCUGGUGGUUCUGCUACUGGACGGCCUGAACUGCACGCAGUGCAACGUGCAGCACGUAAAAAGGUGGUUCCUGCUGCUGGCGCUGCUCAACUCCGCCAUGAACCCCAUCAUCUACUCCUACAAGGAUGAGGACAUGUACAGCACCAUGAAGAGGAUGAUCUUCUGUUUCUUGCAGGAGAGGAACCCGGAGGGGCAGCCCUCCCGCAUCCCCUCCAUGGUCCUCAGCCAGAGCGACACAGGCAGCCGGUACAUGGAAGAUAACAGCAACCGAGGCCCUGCCUGCAACAAAAGCAGUUCCUGAGAUAUGGGUGCCCCUCCGCCAGCCGGACCUCCUCUGUGGGAAGAGUUAUUCUGAAUGGUCACCUGUCCCAGCAAAGCCCACAUACAGUGUUAUUUGAGGUCUGAAUGAAUCAUUGGGACAUCUUUUUUUUAUAAUUUUAUGGCCACACCUGCGGCACAUGGAAGUUCCUGGGGCAGGUAUUGAACUGGAGCCACAGCUGUGAUCUGUGCUGCAGCUGUGGCAACACUGGAACCUUUAACCCACUGCACCUGCACUGGGCUGGGGCUCCAAUCCUCACCUUUGCAGCCACUGGAGCUGCUGCAUUGGAUUCUGAACCCACCAUGCCACAGGGGGAACUCCAGGAAAUUUUUUUUUUAACUGUUUUACAUAGAUUAAAAGCAUGGGCAGAAAAUAGGAGAUGCAGUGCAUUUGGCGGAAAUGUACAGGAAGAGGGAAGGCAGCACUGUGCGUCCCUGCUUGAUGUCCUGUGACCCUCUCCGGGCACCACCCACCAGUCUGUGCCAUCUGGGCUCUGCCACCAUCUUGUAGCCAUUCUCCUUGUGUUUUCAAAGGUUGUUAAAGGGUUUAGGCCAAAAUAAAUUAAAAUGUUACUUGAGCCACUUCAUGUAGCUGCUUGGAGAGUCUAUGUAUUUCUUUGCAUGCAUUUGAAAUUUUUUUAAAAAAAUGCUUCAGCAGUGAUGUUUUAUUCCUCAAACAAACCAUGACUAGUAGCUCGGUGUUCAAUAGGAAUCUUGGAAUUACAAAUCAGUCAGGACUCCAGAUUAAUUAAAUUGGUUUUUAACUGUAAGAACAUUUUGAGGAAAAAAAGAUUUCCUUUAAGGUAAUAAUAAAACAGGUACACAUUAAAAACUCCUCUUGAAGAAAAAAAAAAAAGAAGCUUUGAUGUAGUCCUUUCCAUGUGCAAAUGUGUGUACACACACUGUAUAUUUACACACUUUGUAUUUAACAAGGGACAGUGAUAGUGAAAUAAAUUCACUGGCCACUUAGACUUUCCAAUCUAGGACUAUGGCAGUAGAAAUGAUCUUUUGUGCUUUAAAAUAGAAAGAGCUGAUUCAUUUGAAAACAAGCAUUCAGCAGGGUAAAAGGUACAUUGACAUGUGGGCUGAAUCCCUUGCACAUAGGAUCAAAUAUGAGCUCAAAUAAGUCUUUCUAUUCAGUUCCCUCCAUACCACUGGUGACUUGUCAGAUUUAGCAUAUAGAAUAAUCUUCACAUAUUUUACCCACAAUUAUUGACAUGUUUUCAGUACUUGUGUUACUUAAGAACUGAAUUUUGAUCUGAGUUCUAUUUUAAAAUUUUUCUCCUUCAGAGACAUAGGUAGACAACAUGAAAGGCAAGUCAGUAAGAAAAAAACAAAAAAUGUUUUAUAUACAUAGGCUC